Molecule: messenger RNA, 1624 nt
Organism: Brachypodium distachyon (stiff brome)
Lineage: Eukaryota; Viridiplantae; Streptophyta; Magnoliopsida; Poales; Poaceae
Product: probable transcription factor KAN2
Exons: 6
Coding region: 295-1284 (329 amino acids)
Biological process (GO): abaxial cell fate specification; regulation of DNA-templated transcription
Cellular component (GO): nucleus
Molecular function (GO): transcription cis-regulatory region binding
Source: RefSeq, a predicted model, not a curated record
CUGUCUAAACACAGACAGCACUGUUCCUCACAUAUUCCCCAAAACGGCCUUUUUACAUUUCUACCCCUUCCUUCCUUCUUCUCUCUCUCUCUUGAAGUCGCUUAAAAGGGGAGCAUAUCGAUCCAUCUAGCUCUCAACUGCCCAACCCUCGCAGCUUGCACAAACAAGGAAACUUGAGCGAGCAAAAACAGGGCUUUGCAGCUUUGCUCUCCCAGAGCAAGAGGUAGAAGACGACACACACAUACACAAAAGCUAGCUGCUUGGAGAUAGAUUGAACAGGGAGAGGUAUCAUCCAUGGAGCUCUUCCCUUCCCAGCCGGAUCUGUCCCUCCAGAUCGGCCUCCCGGCCACCGCAACCCGCCAUGAUCACCACCACCAAGCUCGCUUCUUCGGGCCUCCGAGCUCCAACAACCCGGCCAUGGCGCCGCCGCCGCCGCUGCAGCUGCCGUUCCCCAUGCCGCAUCUGCCGAUGCCCAUGCCGCCCGGCAUGGGCCACGGCGGUGGGCUGUACUACCCCAACGGCGGCCUGCUGCGGCCCAUCAGGGGCGUGCCGCUGUACGGGCCCGGGCACGGGCCCGGCCCGCACGUCGUCGCGAACAACCCGGCCAUGGCGCCGCCGUGCUACUGCGACCCGUACGCGCGGCGCUCCGGCGGAGCUUGCGGCGGCGGCGGCGGCGGUGGAAGGAUCCUGGGCGGGUUCCCGGCGCCGAAGCGAGCGGCGAGGGCUCCCCGCAUGCGGUGGACGUCCACGCUGCACUCGCGCUUCGUCCACGCCGUCGAACUCCUCGGCGGCCAUGACAGGGCGACGCCCAAGGCUGUUCUUGAGCUCAUGGAUGUCAAGGACCUCACCCUGGCUCAUGUCAAGUCUCACCUCCAGAUGUACAGGACUGUGAAGAACACCGAAAGGCCGGCAGCUUCAUCAGAUCAGGCUGACGGAUUCGAGAACGGGUCGGCCGGCGAGAUCUGCGACGACAACUUGCUCGAUCUGCACGGCGUCGGCGGUAGGACGGAGGCGGCGCGACAUGCAAGGCUAGCUGCUGCAAACGACCAUGAUGGGAGUAUCAGCGCCGGUGCUCUGUGGAAUAGUUCCUCAAGGGAGGAGGACUGGUCUGGGUUCCCUUGUGACUCCAACAACGAAAGCAUGCAAUCUUUCAAGGAUCAUAUGCAGUCCAAGAGCCUGGAGAUCCUUUCGGACAUCAACUCCUGCCUGUCGGAGACUACGUCGAGCGCGAGCGAGCCGAACCUCGACUUCACCCUAGGGCGGCCACACCAUCGUCGGAGCUGAAGGCCCACCGGUCCCGUUGACGUCGCCGGCAAGAAUUAAUAUAAUCUUCAGUGUAGCAGCACUAAGUUAAUUUGCAUGUUAAUUAGUUAGUAGCAUGCAUGAUCCCAGCAUGCACCAUGAGUAUGGAUCUUUAGAUGUUGGAUAUGGCAAGGGAAAGUCAAGGAGGAACUAAAGCUAGGCAAUUUAGGGUAGAUGGAGCUCUAGUGAAAAAGCAAGGGUUUGUAAUGGAAAUGUGGCUGAUGUUUUUAGGACAAUCAAAAGAGCUUUUCUUUUCCUCUCUGCAGUUGGUAGCGGGGAAGAAAGGAAUUAAAGGCAGGGUUGCAUGUUCCUGCAUGCUUUC